This is a messenger RNA of Diaporthe amygdali, 705 nucleotides long. RefSeq lists its product as uncharacterized. The record is from RefSeq and is a predicted model, not a curated record. Lineage: Eukaryota; Fungi; Ascomycota; Sordariomycetes; Diaporthales; Diaporthaceae. Bases 1 to 705 code for a protein of 234 amino acids. The transcript has a single exon.
AUGGCUUCUCCUGCAGACUCAGAAUCGACAUUCACGACCAGCAACCCGCCGGUCCCGCGCGAGACCAAAGGCUCCAUCAUCCCCAAUGCCAUCGCAACCCCAACCUUUGGCGCCGGCGGAUCCUUCAGCAUCGUCGUCUCGACACACAUUGCCGCGCCGCCCGACACCGUCUUCACCGUUCUGGCAGACCACACGAAAUGGCCAGAGUGGAAUCGAUUCAUCAGGAAGCUCACCGUCAUCUCCAGCCCGCCCGCAACCGAGGCCGACCCCGACGCCAAUGCCCUCGAGACACUGAUACAAGGCGGCGACGGCUCGACUUAUUUGAAAAAGGACAUGAAGAUGUACUUCCAGGUUCAUCUUGACCCAGACAACGCUACACCGAGCAGCAGCAGGAAGGAGGCAAUACAGGUCACACUGCUGGAGCCGUACGACCAUGCGGGGAGGAAGGGCUGGCGCAUCGCGUGGAAGCCUACGGGCUACCCGAAUAUGGCGCUGCGGGGCGAGCGCGUACAGGAAUUUGUCGACGAUGGGAAGGGGGGCACCGAAUUUACUUGUUGGGAGACUAUGUACGGCUUCCUGGGCCCCGUCGUCAAGCUGACCACAGGCGGCAAGCUGGAGAAGGGGUUUCAGUGCUGGGCUGAGGACCUCAAGAAGAGGUCUGAAGAGCGCGUCAAAACCGAGACUGCUCCUCCGCUAGGUGAGUGA